CGAAAACGUGGGCAGGCAAACCCGCACGGCCGCACUGGAAGAAGAGCUUGCUCAAAAAAAAAAAAAAACUAGUGGAAGAAGAGGAACAGUGUCUUCGUCUCGAACCCCGGCGUCCGCUCCGCCGCGCUAGCCGCCGCCGUCGCCGCCGCCGCCGAGAUGGAUUACCUCAAGACGGUGGUUCCGUCACAGCUCAUGGCCGAGCGCGGCUCCAAUCUUGUCGUCAUCAACCCAGGAUCUGGAAAUGUGCGAAUGGGGUUUGCUAGUCAGGAUGUGCCAUUCAAUAUACCACAUUGCAUUGCCCGACACAUCAAUCCACAAGAGGGCGAAGAACCAAGAUUCUCUGUGCGCGAUCAGAUGCUCAACUGCCAUGCUACUUCAUCACAGAAUGCAGAGCGGGAGAGUGCAUAUGAUAUUAUUGCAGCACUGAUGAAAAUCCCAUUUUUGGAUGAUGAAGAAAUGCCUUCACCGAGCCAACCCCUUCCUCCAAAGAUGGGACGUGUUGAUGGCUUUUCUUCGCAGCAAAACAGAGAUGACCUUAAAUUCACUUGGACAGAUGUGACAGAGAGAAUUACUAAGCCAUCCACAUCAAUUGAUAGGUCAGUAUACAAGGAUGCUGAGGAAGAUACUCCGCCAAGCACAUCUGGUGAUGAUAAUGGACAUGAAUUUAAAGAGAAUAAGUAUAAAGAAAUGAUAUUUGGAGAAGAUGCUCUGAAAAUUCCUCCUUCAGAGUCAUACUGUCUGAGUCGUCCUAUCAGGAGAGGCCAUUUUAAUGUGUCUAAUAAUUAUUCACUGCAUCAGGUUUUAGAAGAUUUACGCACUAUUUGGAACUGGGUACUGACAGAAAAGUUGCAUAUCAACCCAAGAGAUAGAGGUCUAUAUUCUGCAAUUCUUGUUCUUGGGGAGACAUUUGACAACCGAGAAAUAAAAGAGAUGCUGUCUAUCGUUCUCAAUGAUUUGGGGUUCAGCACAGCAGUUGUACAUCAGGAAGCUCUAGCUGCAGCUUUUGGAAAUGGUUUAUCUACAGCUUGUGUUGUCAACAUUGGUGCUCAAGUUACACAAGUAGUUUGUGUUGAGGAUGGAGUAGCUUUGCCACACACAGCUUUGGCGCUUCCAUAUGGUGGAGAUGACAUCUCCAGAUGCUUGCUUUGGGUUCAACGUCGCCAUCGCACGUGGCCGAACUUCCAAACUGAUCCAGUGAGCAAGCCUAUAGAUCUGCUAAUGCUCAACAAAAUAAAAGAGUCAUAUAGCCAAAUAAAAACUGGGAGCAUUGAUGCAGUUGCGCUUGUUCAUUCAUAUGAUAAUGAAAGAUCUGGUGGACAUCAGAAGACAAAACUAUCAGCUCUUAAUGUUCCUCCUAUGGGGCUUCUUUACCCAAGGGUUCUUGUUCCAGAAGAGUACCCUCCACCUCCUCGAUCUUGGUUCCAAGACUAUGAUGACAUGUUGGAGGAUACCUGGCAAACAAGUGAUGGUCUUUACCCUAGUGGGAAUGGUGGAUUUGGCAUGUGGGACAGUUAUCCAGUGUUUUCCACUAGAUUAAAGAAAUUUGAGAACAUUGGCCUCGUAGAGGCCAUCAUUAGUAGCGUUCUUUCAACAGGACGUGUUGACCUUCAAAGGAAGCUGUUCUGUAGCAUUCAGCUGGUUGGUGGUGCAGCUUCUACAGCUGGCCUUGCACAAGUGCUGGAGCAAAGGGUUCGCACUAAAAUUUCAGCAAACCAAUCUAUUGAGAAAGUUGAGGUGUUGCAAUCUAGGACUUAUCCAUUAUUUGUUCCAUGGAAAGGUGGAGUGAUUUUGGGUGUCCUUGAUAUUGGUAGGGAUGCAUGGAUUCAUAGAGAAGACUGGAUUAAAAAUGGUGUCCACAUCGGGAGUGGCAGAAAAUAUAAGGAUUCCUAUUUUCUUCAGGCGCAAGUAAUGUGCUACUACAAUAUAUGACAGGUUGUUCGACUGCAAACCAUCUUAGAACAUGAUCGGUGGACUGCGAUUAACUUGCGUACACGAUGCAUCAGUUUCAUUGAUGCUGGCUGCUGUAUUUUUGGGUUCGGAGGUCGGUCAUCAACCCGAGACCUGGACUAAGGGCUGGUUGUUCGCUCAAGCACUUUGAUGUUUCUGUUAGAAGUACACCAGUCUUCUGGCGUUCUAAAGAUGUACUAGUAUAACAUAUAGUACUCAAAUUUCUACAGUAAUUUAAUUCCUUGCCAAUGGUGUUACCUAUUGACUUUGAUUUGCGGAUGUUUGGGUUCGUAGUUUAAUUCCAAUGAUGAUAAAUAUAUAAAUGCAUUCUCAGCCCUUUUUGAAAGAA
Sorghum bicolor (sorghum) is the source of this 2296-nucleotide messenger RNA. RefSeq names its product actin-related protein 9. The transcript has 21 exons. The coding region runs from base 157 to 1929 and encodes 590 amino acids. NCBI's taxonomy places the organism in Eukaryota, Viridiplantae, Streptophyta, Magnoliopsida, Poales, Poaceae. Gene Ontology annotation, biological process: regulation of DNA-templated transcription; double-strand break repair. The record is from RefSeq and is a predicted model, not a curated record. Gene Ontology annotation, cellular component: Ino80 complex.